This is a messenger RNA of Striga asiatica, 5836 nucleotides long. The record is from the annotation of a GenBank genome assembly. Lineage: Eukaryota; Viridiplantae; Streptophyta; Magnoliopsida; Lamiales; Orobanchaceae.
AUUUGGAAGAGUUGAAAUAGCCACAGGACGAGAUCUUCAUAAUAAAUCACUAAAUUAUUCAUAUGCUUGAGUCUUAUUAAGCACAUCAUACCAUAUAAAGUGAAGACAAAAGAACAUUAUAAUUCCAGAAAAUAUGUACCGUUACGAGAAAUGCAAUUAAAAUAUAAUUACACCCACGUUAUUUAAUUUUGAUUUUCACAAUACAUAAGCAUUUACUGACACACACGAAAAAUAAUGGUAUAGAGAUACAUAAAUGUAUACGUAUAGAAAGAGAGAGUUCGAAAAAUAUUCAGUACGGAGUACUUUUACAAUUUGUCAUUUUGACAGUCAUCUGUUCCGACCAAUGCCCAACAGGAGAAAAUGCAAAUCAAUUGAGAGAGAGAGAGAAAAAAAGAGAGAGAAGGAAGUUGGAGAAUAUAUUUACACAGCGGAAAAUGGGGUGAAAUGUGAAAAAGUAGCGGCUGAAGUGGUUUUGAGAACAACAGCUGCUGAGCAAGACUCUGUUUUCUUUAGCCUUUUUUGUGUCUGGAGUUAUGGCCAACAUAUCACAUUCAGAGUCAAGUCGCAUGUAUUCUUGGUGGUGGGACAGCCACAACACACCAAAGAACUCAAAAUGGCUUCAAGAUAAUCUUACAGAUAUUGAUGGCAAAGUCAAAUCCAUGAUCAAGCUAAUUGAAGAAGAUGCGGACUCGUUUGCUAGACGGGCAGAGAUGUACUACAAAAAACGGCCUGAAUUAAUGAAACUUGUGGAAGAGUUCUACCGAGCUUAUCGAGCUCUAGCCGAAAGGUAUAAUCAUGCGACUGGCGAGCUCAGGCAUGCCCAGCAAACCAUGGAAAAAGCAUUUCCAAAUGAAGUAGUGCCUUUUGAACUUGUUGAGGACAACUCACCUUCACACGCAUUAUUCAAUCAGAAUCUUGAAGAUAAGGUUCUUAAUGAGAACGAGAAAGCGAAAAAUGCUGAAAAUGAAGUUGAAUGCCUAAAGAAAGCACUUGCAGAUAUGAAAACUGAAACAGAAGAGGUUCUCAGUGAGUAUAAAAAGUGUCUUGAGAAGUUAUCUGAAGUCGAGAAUGAGCUGAAUAACGCGCAAAACGACUCGAAUGGGCUCGAAGAGAAAGCCAGUCGAGCUGAAAUCGAGGUCCAAACUCUGAAGGAAGCACUUGUACAGUUUGAAGUCGAGAAAAUUGCUCAGAUGAUCAAACAAAACGAUUAUUUGGAGCAAAUCUCUCGUCUGGAGGCUAUGGCUUCUCGAUAUCAAGACGAAAUGAAGGGACUCGACAGCCGAGCGUGUGAAGCAGAAAGCGAAGCUCGAGAAUUGAAAGACGAAGUUUCGAGAUUGGAACUGGAAAGGGAAAUGGUGGUUAAUCAGUACAAACAGUGUCUCAAGAAAAUAUCAGAUGUUGAAAAAAUAAUAUCGAGUAAUGAAAAAAAAGCUGCAUUGCUUAAGCAGCGAGCGGAAAAAUCUGAAAAUGAAGUCUUUGAACUGAAAAUGGCUUUUGCCAAUUUGAACAAGGAGAAAGAAGAUAUGGCUCUCGAGUACAAGCGGUGCUUGGAGAAAAUAUCCAACCUCAAUAAAGAUUUGUCCACUGCAAAAACCAGCAUCGAACGGCUUAAUAAAGAAGUCAUGUUCGAAAACGAGAGGUUAAAAACCGCCGAAAACAAGUGUGCAUUCGUGGAGACAUCUAAUAAAUCUUUACGGAUCGAGGCUGAUCUUUUGGUGAAAAAAAUCACGAUUAAAGAUCAAGAACUCGUGAAAAAGCAGGAGGAGUUGGACAAAAUCGAGAUGUGUUUGAAAGACGAGCACUCGCGGCACGUGAAAGUCGAAGCCACUCUGGAGAAUCUUCAGAAUUUACACUCCCAAUCUCAAGACUAUCAGAAGGCUCUAGUCUCGGAGCUUAAUAAUGUGGUUCAAAUGCUAAAAGACGUGGAAGCUUGCAAAAAUGUGUUGGAAGUGGAAAUUGAGAAGGUUAGAGAUGAAAAUUGCAGUUUGAGCCAAACUAUUGAGUCUUCAUCUAUUUCAGUGGAGAACAUGCAGAAUGAAAUUCGUGGAUUAAAAGAGAUGAGGGGGAGACUUGAAAACGAGGUAUCGCGCCACGUGGAGGUAACUCUUUCUCUUCAGGAAGAGAUUUUUUGCUUGAAACAGGAAAUUGUGGGGUUGAACCAAAAUUACCGAGAAGUAGUCCAGCAAGUCGAAGCAACUGGUUUGAACCCAAAAUGUGUUGAGGAUUCAAUUAAGAGCUUGCGUGAUCAAAACACGACACUUAGACAGAAUUGUGAGCAGGAAAAUAUCGAGAAAGCACUUCUCUCUAAGAAGUUGGAGGAAAUCGAAGAAAAAUUAAAGAAAAAAGUGAUUGUCGAAAGCUCCCUAUCGGAUUUGAAUGCUGAGCUGGCAAUCUCGCUUGGGAAGGUGAAGGAAUUGCAAGAAUCGAGCGACCUUCUACGGGGAGAAAAUGCCAAUCUUUUUGCCGAGAAGGCUUCUAUUUUGUCUCAGCUGCAUGCUAUGACUGAGAACAUGCAGAAUUUAUUGGGUAAAAAUGCUGUUUUGGAGGAUUCACUGUCCGCGGCAAAAAUGGAGCUUCAAGGUUUGAGGGAAAAGUCGAAGGCAAUUGAAGAAAUAUGCCAACUUCUUAAGAACGAAAGGUCUUUCCUUGUUUCUGAAAGGGAUACCUUAGUUUUGAAGUUGGAAAAUGUUGACCAAAAGUUGAAAUGCCUCGAGAAUCAGUUUACGGGUCUGGAAUUAAAUUUCACCAAUCUCGAGAGGGAAAAGGAAGCCAUGCACUGUGAAGUUGAGAAACUUAAGGUUUCUUUAUGUGAGGAAAAGCAAGAAAGAAAAUGUUCUCAGAUCAAAAGUGAGAUGAGAUUGGCUGGGCUCGAAAACAUUAUCCAUUUCUUGCAGGAGGAAAAUAGAUGGAAAAAGAAAGAAUCCGAGGAGGAACUAGACAAAUCAUUAAAAGCACAGUUUGAGAUUUCCAUCUUGCACAAAUUUAUACAAGAUAUGGAGGACAAAAACUGUGCUCUCAUUAUUGAGUGUCAAAAGCACGUAGAGGCAUCGAAAUUGGCAGAGAAAUUGAUAUCUGAGCUCGAGGGUGAAAGUCUCGAGCAGCAAAUGGAAGCUGAGCUCCUAUUAGAAGGGAUCCAGAGAUUGAGAUUGAGCAUAUAUCGAAUUUUCAAAAGCUUGGAAAACAGUCCUGAGCCUGACUGUGUUAUUGAGGAGAGUGAGGUCGAAUAUGAACAAACUUUUUUGCAUCAUAUUUUCGGCAGCAUUGAAGAUUUAAAAAGUUGUGUUUCGACAAAUGAGGAUGAAAAGCAGCAGCUUUUUGUCGAGAACUCAGUUCUACUAGCUCUACUCGAGCAGUUGGAGAAAAAGGGUAGUGAAAUCGAGUCGCAUAAGGUACUUUUAGAUCGGGAGUCAAAAAUAAUGGCCAAGAAACUUUUUUCUGCCGAAAAAGAAAAAGAAGAGCUUCUAGAGAUGAACAAGGUGUUAAAAGCUGAUGUGGCUGGAGGUCUUGAAGAAGCUUCCAUCUUUCAAGCUGAGUUGGAGAGUCUUUGUCUUAAACAAUCUUAUUUGCAGAAAUCUUACAAUUUGUUACAAGAUUCGUAUUCUCGAGUGAACGAGGAAAAUACGCAUUUGCUGAAGAAAUUUUGUGAACUAAAAGAGGAGAAGUUUCGGGUCGAUCAGCAAAAUGAAGCAAAUCUUCUGGAGCUCAUAGCCGCUGAUAACGAAACCAGAUUUUUAAGGAGUUUCGGGAGAGAGAAAAUUGUAGAAUUGAAAUCAAUUCUUGAAGAUCUGAAAAGGCAACAUGAUGUCAGCACGAGUCUUGAAGAGGAAAUGAAUGCCUUGAGAGAGAAACUAGAGUUGCAAGAGGCCGAAAAUUUAGUCCUUAAAGACGUAAUCUGUGGAUUGGAGAGAGAGACUCAAGAAAUCAAGGAAUGUAACGUAAAUAUGAAUGAAGAAAUAAUAAACAGCAAAGAGAGUUUAAGACAUACUGAAGCAAAGCUCUUGUAUACAGAGUUGGAGCUUGAAGCAGCUGAAAAAUCAAACUCACACUUGUACCAAACAGUGGAUGAGCUCAAGGCUGACAUUCACGAGUCCUUCGAGAUAAGGAAAAAUCUAGAAAAGAACGUGCUCAAGCUGGCUACAAAUAAUUCCACUCAGAAGAAGGAAAUUGAGAGUCUUCAUAUGGCCAAUGAAAAUUUAGAAUCUGAACUCGUUUUCCUUCAUCAAGAAGUGGAAGAAAAUGCAGUUCGAGAGCAGACUCUAAGUAACGAGCUUGAGGAAGUAAGCAACGAAUUUGAACUGUGGGAAGCGGAGGCAUCGGCUUUUUGUUUUGAUCUUCAAGUCUCCUCGAUUAAUGAGGUUUUGUUGAAAGAUAAGGUGGAAAAACUUAGUGGCAUGUGUGAGUCCCUCGAGCAUGAGCAUGAGGCGAAAAUUUUGGAGAUUGAAAGAACGAAGGGGAAGAUUUGUUCCAUGGAAAAUGAAGUUUGUGGAUUGAAGUCCCAUCUGCAUUCGUAUGCUCCUGUUAUAGCUUCACUUAGAGAAGAUAUAGCAAUUCUUGAGCAUAAUGCCUUACUUCACAUGAAGCUUAAAGAGGCAUAUAGUCAAGAGACAGAGCAUUUUGAGAUUUCACCUCAUCCCAGUCAAGAAGCUUCUCAUAUUCUUCCGGAAGAUCAGUCCCUUCUCAGCUUGCAAAACUUACAGAUGAGAGUGAAAGCAGUUGGAAAGAUGAUUGAAGAAACAUAUAUACCCUCUGUGCAGAGAGGAUAUUCCUCUCGAUCAAAAUCCAAAAGCUCCGAGAGCCGAAAUUCAGCAUUCAUGAAGGAUAUUCCUCUCGAUCAAGUCUCUAAUAACAGUUCAAGACGCGGAACACGGAAGAAAAACAACAGUAAAGCCGAAUCUGAUGAUCCAAUGCUCGAAUUGUGGGAAACUGCCGAAGUUGGUAAUAAAUUGAAGAUUAGGGAUGAUUAUUAUAAUAAUACACUGCAUGAUGGGUAUGAAAAUGUGAAAGAGUUGGCUGUGGAUAGUUUGAAGCCGUUUGCAAGAAAAAUCGAGCCUAACGACGCGAAGAUCCUCGAACAUCUCUCCUCAGAUUCCCAAAAACUCAAAAUUCUGAGGCAGACAUUAGAAAGCUUGAGAAGGAAAAUGGAGACGAACAAAAAAAGGCGAAAGGUUAGAAAUGCCGAUUUUCAGGCUGUUCAUGAGCAGUUGCAGGAAGCGGAGGACAGUAUCGUCCAUUUGGUGGAUUUGAACGGUCAACUUGUGAAAAACAUUGAAUAUUGUCCGAAAGAUGAAUUGACUGAGGCUUUGACAAUGUGGAGAAUGAAAGUUGUCGAGCAGGCUGAAAAGGGGUCUGAGAGAAUCGAACGUCUGCAGUUGGGGCUUCAGAAAGUUCAGUAUGUGCUGUUGAGAAUGGAAGACGAGAAGAAGAGUAAGGGGAAAAAUAAGUUCCUUAAGAGCAGAGCUAUAAUUUUGCGGCACUUUAUUGAUAAUGGGAGGAAAAACAGCGGUAGGCAAAAGAAAAGUCCUCGUUUUGGAUGUUUUAAGCAGUCGACGAGUAGAAAUGCGAACGGUUCUUGAGUUAUUGAAAGACCAUGUGUGUUUGGAUUUGGCCGAACAGAUUAUUGUGUAUGAUGUUUGGUAGGAUUAUCUGAUUCACGCUUUAGUUUGGAUAUAAGACUUCUGUCAUUUGAAUAAUCAAGGAAUGUUGAGGAUUAGCUUUUCAUUUGAUUGUAACUAUCUGCUUGUGUUGUUUCUAGUUCUUUGGAUCAUUGCUUUUCUGUGCUAUUUGUGAAUGUCUGUAUAAAUUAUGAAAUAGUUUUAAGAAAUGGUUGCAGUUGUUG